Molecule: messenger RNA, 360 nt
Organism: Vanessa atalanta (red admiral)
Lineage: Eukaryota; Metazoa; Arthropoda; Insecta; Lepidoptera; Nymphalidae
Exons: 2
Coding region: 1-360 (119 amino acids)
Source: RefSeq, a predicted model, not a curated record
AUGGAUACUAAAAACCAUUCGAGUGAUAGGGCUAGGGCGUACCCCACAGGCGACGCGCAGGGGCAGCACCCGGCUCCUGUGGGAAAUGGACAAGGGUUGUCGCACCGGAACGGGCGGGUGCGACGUAAGAAGCGAGCUCGAAGUGUGAGAGAGUUAAAAUUGAGGUGUGCAAGUUGGAAUGUAGGAACGAUGUCUGGAAGAGGAAGAGAGCUAGCAGAUGUUUUAAAAAGGCGACGGAUAAAUGCAGCGUGCCUGCAAGAGACAAAGUGGAAGGGUGCAAGGGCUAGGGAAAUCGGAGAAGGAUAUAAAUUAUUUUAUUGUGGAAGUGAUGGCAAGAGAAAUGGUGUGGUCAGGCUGUGA